GGUUAAUUGCAUGAUUGGUCACUGAGAUUACAAAAAAGUUCAGGUUUGAUCACUCGAAAUAUUUAAAUCCAUUGGUGGUACUUCACUUUACGAAAACCGUUCACUUUUGGUCGCUCUCCGUUAGUUGGCGUCCAUCGCCGUUAACAAAGUCUGUUAAGUGAUGACUUGGCGGACGAAAUCACCUAAUCAACGCUAUUUAACCCGAAAAUAGUCUAACCCGACCCGCCACGUCAUUGAGACUCGCCAUGUUAUCUAAACCUACCCAACCCUCUAACCAAACCAGACCCGAUCAGGAAGUCCAACAGGUCGAAGAAUCGCCACGACGAGAUGAGCGCGCCGUUGGACGCCACAACCAUGGUCUUCUCGACCUUGUACUUCUUCUUGAUGGUGUCAAUCCGGUGCUUGCACUAGACGUCGGUGCGGUGGGUCUUCUUGGUGAGGCCGUUGACGGCCUCAGCGACGUCCUGCCAGUCCUUCUGGCGGAGGUUCCCGCGGUCGAGCUCGACGUAGCGGUUGCCUCAGGCCUCGACGAGCGUCGUCGUGGCCUCCUCGCUCCAGCAGUCCUCGCAGAUGGGGAGCGAGCGGGAGAUGACGGUGCCGGAAUCUGUCAUGUUGCCCAUGGAUUGAGAGUGGAAGGGGGACGGAGAAGAAUCAAUUGAUCGGCGACGGGCGGCGGUGGAAACCCUAGGUUAGAGAUUGGGAAGAUAUGGGAAUUGAACGGAGAGAAAAAAAAGGUGAGGAUAGAUAGAGAGAGAGAGAGAGAAUAGGAUAAAAGAAGGGGAAGGAAGGUGUCGGUGCGGCGAGAGAGUGGUGACGCAUAAAUACUCGACCGACGAUUUGAGCUCCCCCGACGAGCAACAGUUGCUCAAGAGAUCGGCCAGCCUCGGCGCCGGGACCACCAAUUUCUCGAGUCUGUACUUGAACCCCAACAGCCCCUCCGGAUCCGAGCUCAGCGAAUCCGGUAACAACGCCGCUUCUACAUCCCCUAUCUACCACCCUCUCGGUAGGACCGCGUCGUUGAUCCCUCCGACUCUUUCAAUGGGUGUGUCGUCUUGGGAUCCGUCGACCUCGCUCUGCCUAUCUCUGGUAGCCCGACGCACGGUACGCAAUCUCCUGUCCUCGCACUACCGCCGCUGGAUGGAGAAGGGGACGAUGUUGAUUUGUUUUAGAAAUUAGGGUUUUAAUCUAGCUUAGAGGGUAGUUUGGUUAGUGGGUAGUUUAGUUGGUGGGUCGGGUCUGGUUUGGUUAGAGGGUUGUGUAGGUUUAGAUGACAUGACGGGUCUCAAUGACGUGGUGGGUCCUACUAUUUUUGGGUUAAAUAGUGCUGAUUAGGCGAUUUCGUCCGCCACGUCAUCACUUAACGGACUCUGUUAACGACGAUAGACGGCAGCUAACGGAGAGUGACCAAACGUGAACGGUUUUCGUAAAAUGAAGUAUCACCAAUGAAUUUAAAUAUUUCGUGUAAUCAAAGUUGAACGGAGUUUGUAAUCUCAGUGACCAACUAUGCAAUUAACCAGGAAAAAUACUACAAAAUAACCCUCGGUUACACAACUGGCUUACACACGUAAAAUCCCCUUUAUAUACUUCUCACCCGUCCCUUACGUCGACGUUUCUUCCAAGGUGUCCUAUUUCAUUUUCUUUCAUUAAAAUUCAAGUAAUUAGAUAGAUUUUAAUCACACUCCAGACUCGGGAACUUUCAGCCAAUCACGAAAAGUAUAAUUAAGCCAAUCAAAAAAUGCAGUAAAGAGCAGCCACAAUCAGACAAAGAAACCCCAGAAAAGCAAGUCAGGCUAGAAAAACAGUCAAACCACCAAACCUGAAUCCAACGGCUCCCAUCGAAGAUCACGCGGUUGCCUGUAAGAAGAUGCACAACUUCCCCCCUGUACCCGCAACCACCCAAUUCUCCCUCCGUUUGUCCCAUUACUCUUAUCGUCAAAAAGCCCACCCAAAGAAUCAUCGCCCAUCCAGCGGGCCCAUUCCCAUUCCACAAGUUCCCUUCCACCUCUUUAAUUAAAUUAAAUAAAAUUUUCACUUCAAU
This is a messenger RNA of Linum trigynum, 2038 nucleotides long. NCBI's taxonomy places the organism in Eukaryota, Viridiplantae, Streptophyta, Magnoliopsida, Malpighiales, Linaceae. The record is from the annotation of a GenBank genome assembly.